UGCCGUCCGCUUCUUUCUUUGGUUUCCCAGUCGGGAGAGGAUCCUCUCCGUGCACUGUUUUUACCUGAGCUAUCUAAGUUUUGAAGGAGAUUAAGACACAUGGCAAGCCCCACCGUCGAGUUUUGAACGAAACCAAGAUCAGCUAUUAGCUUCCGCUGCAGAAAUUCCCACCGGGUUUUUUUUUUUUUUUUUCUCCUCCGCCGAACAGCCCAAACUGCAGGUCCUCGAUUUCCUCCUUGAGUCCUUGGAGCACUCCCGACUGCUCCAGCAACCCGUCUCGGCGUCUCCGCCUCCACCCUCCAGAUUCAUGAUAAGCAGUGAGGUUUAAGCUGAUAAGCAAAGUUUCCUAUCAGGGAAGGAAAAGAAGGGAGAUAGAAGAGAGAAAGGGAAGAUAACACAAGCGAGAAAGGAUAGGUAAGGUAGUAUUAGAAAGUGGCUGACUACGUUCAUCAUCGUGACUCAAAAGAUACAUUCCAUAGAUCAGAACAUAGUCACAAUAUCUGAGAUCUAUAUAUGGUCUUGAAGAUGUCCAUCGCAGAGCCAUUAAAGAAAUUAGUUUCAUGUGUUAUCCUUGAUUUGGAUGGUACUCUACUACACACAGAUGGCAUAAUAAGUGAUGUUUUAAGAGUAUAUUUGGGGAAGUAUGGAAAGAAAUGGGAUGGGAGGGAAGUUCAAAAGAUAGUUGGAAAAACACCAUUCGAAGCUGCAUCUGCUAUUGUGGAGGAUUAUGGGCUAUCUUGCACAACGAGUGAAUUAAUCUCAGAGCUAAACCCAAUGUUCUCCAAUCAGUGGUGCAACAUCAAAGCGCUUCCAGGUGCCAAUCGGCUAAUUAAACAUUUGAGUGGUCACAGAGUGCCAAUAGCAUUGGCUUCAAACUCUCCAAGGGAAAACAUAGAAACCAAAAUUUCUUUUCAUCAGGGUUGGAAAGAAUCCUUCUUAGUCAUCAUUGGAGGUGACGAAGUAAGAUCAGGAAAGCCAUCUCCUGAAAUAUUCCUUGAAGCUGCUAAAAGAUUAAAUAUUGAACCGUCCAGCUGCCUUGUCAUUGAAGAUUCUCUGCCAGGUGUGACAGCCGGUAAGGCUGCUGGAAUGGGGGUAGUUGUUGUACCCUCUCUGCCAAAGCAAUCCCAUCUCUAUACUUCAGCAGAUGAGGUGAUCAACUCUCUACUUGAUUUGCAUCCUGAAAAGUGGGGCCUACCUCCUUUCAAAGAUUGGAUAAAAGACACUUUACCAAUAGAACCUUGGCAAAUUGGUGGUCCUGUCAUUAAGGGAUUUGGUCGGGGCUCAAAAGUACUUGGGAUCCCUACAGCUAAUCUAUCCACCGAGCGAUAUUCAACUCUCCUUUCAGAACAUCCCUCGGGAGUAUAUUUCGGUUGGGCUGGAUUACGAACGCGAGGUGUCUUUAAAAUGGUCAUGAGUAUUGGUUGGAAUCCUUAUUUCAACAACACUGAAAAGACUAUAGAGCCAUGGCUGCUUCAUGACUUUGGUGAGGACUUCUAUGGGGAGGAAUUGCAUCUUAUCAUAGUUGGCUACAUACGGCCUGAGGCCAAUUUCCCAUCUCUCGAGAGCUUGAUCGAAAAGAUCCAUGAGGACAGGAAAAUUGCAGAGGAAGCUCUUGAUCUUCCAAUGUACUCAAAAUUCAAGGAUGACCCAUACCUUAAAAGCCCAACAUAAUGGUGCCCCUGAAAUUUCCCAAAUUCUACUUCAUUGGCUCAUUGCUAAUGGAGUUUGAAGAUGUUGUACACGCAUUAUUGAGACAGUAGCACUCUUUCAUGUCAUUUCCUGAAACAUAAUGGUGUGCAUUACAAAUGCCAUGUAGCACAAACUCGUUUUAUUGUAUUGUAAAUUGCCACUCGCUUCAUGAACAUGAAGUUACUACAAUGAUGAUUGCCGUAUAAGUUGCUGUAUCUUCCAUUUAUUCACAGAACAUGAAGUUACAUACUCA
Molecule: messenger RNA, 1942 nt
Organism: Rosa chinensis
Lineage: Eukaryota; Viridiplantae; Streptophyta; Magnoliopsida; Rosales; Rosaceae
Product: bifunctional riboflavin kinase/FMN phosphatase
Exons: 13
Coding region: 514-1671 (385 amino acids)
Biological process (GO): riboflavin biosynthetic process; FMN biosynthetic process
Molecular function (GO): riboflavin kinase activity
Source: RefSeq, a predicted model, not a curated record